This is a messenger RNA of Dissoconium aciculare CBS 342.82, 780 nucleotides long. Its product is annotated as Acylphosphatase. Gene Ontology annotation, molecular function: acylphosphatase activity. The coding region runs from base 95 to 373 and encodes 92 amino acids. The transcript has 5 exons. NCBI's taxonomy places the organism in Eukaryota, Fungi, Ascomycota, Dothideomycetes, Mycosphaerellales, Dissoconiaceae. The record is from RefSeq and is a predicted model, not a curated record.
ACGAUCUUGAGUCAACGACCUGGCGACAAUUCACAAGUGGACCGACCGCAGAGUAUUCUUGCAGCACCCUGACCUCAAAAAUCGAUCAAACAAAAUGUCGAAGCGGAUCUCGUACAAAGUUCACGGGACGGUACAGGGAGUCAACUUCAGAGCAUGGACUACCAACAAGGCCGAAGGUCUGAACCUGACGGGAUUCGUGAGGAACUCCAAUGACGGCACCGUCAUCGGAGAGGCACAAGGCAGUGAAAGCUCGAUCGAGAAAUUCGUCCAACAUAUCCAUAUGGGCCCAUCAGCGGCGAAGGUGUCUAAGGUAGAAACGGAGGAUAUGACCAACGUCGACGGGGAAUCCAUCUUCAAGCAAAUCCGGACUUGAACUUGGUAAUGACCACUUACAGAUGACUGUAGAGAACGCGGACAUGAAGGAGAUCAUACACCGUGCACAUUUGCAAUCCCAGACAGAUCAGUCAGCGGGUCUAAGACUAGCUUUGGCAUACGCCUGGCAGCUCUUAAUACAUUAGUUUUCCAAACUGAGACUCGUCCUUUGCCGCCGAUCUUAGCUCCAUGUGCGAGAAGCAUUCGUAUCGCACAUUGAGCUUUGUCGUCAGGACACCACUGCCGGGCCCUUCGAAUUAGCAUUGAAAUAUGUCGGGGUUGAACUUCAGCACCAGAUUCGAGCAAUAAUUUUAACGAGGAGAGCUGAAUUUUAUCAACAGCGGUAUCGAGCGGUCGAUAUGACCGUGGAAUUGAUAGGCAAUCAACAUCAGCACCAUAUUCUACCAG